AGAGAGUUGGGCAAACACGGACCCCUGGACACACCAGAGGUGGGAUCAGGUGCCUAGGAGGAGUAAACAUCCCCUGUCGACCGGCCACACCCGCCGUGAGCCCUGUAUCCUGAUCAGAAAGGAAACACAAGUAUGUAAGCAAGAAAGAACAUUGGUAUUGCGGUUCCAUGACCAGCAUGAUUUACACAGGAACAUAUGGCGCAUAUCUUCAAAUUUUCCUUAAUUUGGACAAAAUAUUAUUUUAAACUUUUUGAAAGAAAUAGACUUGGUAGUAUGUUGUGAAAUACGUUCUGGGCAUACAAUCAUUACUAACAUUGAAGUGAUAAGUGAAAACGCACGUGAAAUGUCUGUGACUUCCACGUCAACUGAAGUGUUAAUUAGAAAUUUAAAAUGGUAUAAAAUAGACUGAGAUGCACGCUUCCUAGUCAUACAAACACAUCACAAGAUGAGGCGUCGUAUAAUAUGUAGCAUGGUUGGAGACGCGAUGGUAGGAAAAUCUAGCCUUCUAACAGUUUUCCUUGGUCAAAACACGAUAGAUGUGUAUGCUCCAACUGUGUUCGCCAGUAUUAAAGGACUAAUGACAGUCGGAGGUAAAGAAGUCAAAGUGAAGUUCGUGGACACGGCUGGCCAGCAAGAAUACUCCAGAUUGCGCGUGCUCUCCUACAAGAAGAGUGAUGUGUGCAUCCUGUGCUUCAGUGUUAUCGACCGAAACUCUUUCGAACGAAUCCGUACUCUUUGGAUACCUGAAUUAGAAAGGACUGUCGGGAAAAGAGUUCCCAUUGUCCUAGUAGCGACUCAUAUAGAUCUCAAGGAAGAUAAAUACGUUAAGAAAUGUAUCAGCAUCGUAUCAACCUCUGAAGGACAAAAACUUGCAGAUGAUAUAAAUGCUAAGGGGUACUUUGAAACUGCAUGUACCACGGGUGACUCGUUCGCUGCGAGAGAGAUUUUCGAAUGUGCCAUAGCUGCAGUUGUUUCUGGUAGAAAAGGAUACUUGCGAACUUUGAAAGGUAUAUUUAUCAAGUAGUCAUAAGAAAUAAAUUCGA
Molecule: messenger RNA, 1043 nt
Organism: Ostrea edulis (European flat oyster)
Lineage: Eukaryota; Metazoa; Mollusca; Bivalvia; Ostreida; Ostreidae
Product: transforming protein RhoA-like
Exons: 3
Coding region: 446-1024 (192 amino acids)
Biological process (GO): small GTPase-mediated signal transduction
Molecular function (GO): GTP binding; GTPase activity
Source: RefSeq, a predicted model, not a curated record